UCCUAUGUGCUGGAGCACCACCACCACGACCUCCUGGGCAUCCUGAGGGAAGCCGAUGGCGAGGCGCACUACCCCGUCGUCAUCGAUGCCCUGACACUCUUCGAGACCAACAUGGAGAUCGGGGAGUACUUCAACGCCUACCCUGGUGAAGUCCUGACCAUUUUCGACAGCGCCCUGCGCCGGGCCGCCCUGGCAGCCCUGCAGGCCGCCACUGCCUCGUCACAGCUCAGCCUGAAGCAGAACCUCCACGCCAGGGUCUGCGGUUUGCCUGUCUGCCCAGAGCUGACUCGAGAGCAAAUUCCUAAAACCAGGGAUGUGGGCCACUUCUUGUCUGUUAUGGGGACCGUCAUACGUACCAGUCUGGUGAAAGUUUUGGAGUUUGAACGGAGUUACAUCUGCAACAAGUGCAAGCAUGUGUUUGUCGUCAAGGCGGACUUCGAGCAGUACUAUGCCUUCUGUCGUCCGUCGGCCUGUCGUAACGAAGAAGGCUGCAGCUCAACCAAGUUCACCUGUCUCUCUGGCACAACCUCGUCUCCUGCCUGCUGCAGAGACUACCAGGAAAUCAAAAUUCAGGAACAGGUGCAAAGGCUGUCUGUUGGGAGCAUCCCUCGUUGCAUGGUGGUUGUUCUGGAAGAUGACUUGGUGGACAGCUGCAAGUCUGGAGAUGACAUCACGGUGUAUGGAGUGGUAAUGCAGAGGUGGAAACCUUUCCGUGAGGAUGCACGCUGUGACUUGGAGCUUGUUUUGAAAGCCAACUACAUUAAAGUAAACAAUGAGCAGCUAGCAGGGGUUGUAAUCGAUGAAGAAGUCCGCAAGGAAUUUGAAGACUUUUGGGAAAUGCAUAGGAAUGAUCCCUUAGCAGGGAGGAAUGAAAUUUUGGCCAGCUUAUGUCCUCAAGUGUUUGGAUUGUACCUGGUGAAGUUGGCAGUAGCCAUGGUGCUUGCUGGUGGUGUACAGAGGACUGAUGCUACUGGCACUCGAAUCAGAGGUGAAUCACAUCUUUUGUUGGUUGGAGACCCAGGUACGGGGAAAUCUCAGUUUCUGAAGUACGCAGUAAAGAUCAUGCCACGCUCUGUGCUCACAGCAGGAAUUGGAUCCACAAGCGCAGGGAACUUGUUAGGAAGCACAUACGCCUCAGGUUUUCCAUUUGGCUGUUGA
Messenger RNA from Mesitornis unicolor (brown roatelo), 1158 nucleotides. It is a transcript of the gene MCM9, whose product is annotated as minichromosome maintenance complex component 9. The transcript is spliced from 7 exons. The annotation marks the transcript as partial. The record is from RefSeq and is a predicted model, not a curated record. NCBI's taxonomy places the organism in Eukaryota, Metazoa, Chordata, Aves, Mesitornithiformes, Mesitornithidae. Gene Ontology annotation, cellular component: MCM complex; nucleus. Gene Ontology annotation, molecular function: single-stranded DNA helicase activity; single-stranded DNA binding; ATP binding. Gene Ontology annotation, biological process: double-strand break repair via homologous recombination.